Messenger RNA from Phaeodactylum tricornutum CCAP 1055/1, 1500 nucleotides. RefSeq lists its product with no specific name. Gene Ontology annotation, biological process: nucleocytoplasmic transport; activation of GTPase activity. Gene Ontology annotation, molecular function: small GTPase binding; GTPase activator activity. The record is from RefSeq and is a predicted model, not a curated record. Gene Ontology annotation, cellular component: cytosol; nucleus; perinuclear region of cytoplasm. NCBI's taxonomy places the organism in Eukaryota, Bacillariophyta, Bacillariophyceae, Surirellales, Neidiaceae. The coding region runs from base 1 to 1461 and encodes 486 amino acids. The transcript has 2 exons.
AUGUGGAGCUACAAUCUAGAGCGCAACGAUUUCUCGGGAUACGAUGCACUUGAUGGGACGGUGUCUGCGGACGCUGCCACGUUGUGGUUGCUGGAAGUAGGUAGGAUCUGGACUUUUUUGGAUCACCCUCCUUCGCUCGUUUCACUGGGUAGCACACCACGUGCGUACAGCACAUUCACACGUGUGGCAAUUCUUUCUCAAAGUCAAGUGUGUUGUUGUAUCUCACAAGCGCUACCUUUUUCAUGGAAAGGAGAAAAGACUCUGCUGCACAUUGAUCCCUCUCGUGUUACUCUUAUUAUUUACAUUAGCCGGACACUGCGUCUCGGUGUCCUGCUCCCCUCACUCGGACCCAAAACGACCUUUGCCGUCAUGGAGAGUCUGCUGGAACGCAUCGAGGAGAACCGUCUCGAUGCGUUGUACUUGUUCAUUAACGAAUCCUUGCGUGAUCGUGUGAACUUUGAUCGAUUCUUCUUGUCUCUAGUUAGCUUGCUGCCACUGAACUGGAGCAUUCAACGUGUAGAAAUAGGACACGAAUUCCUCAGUAUGGUGGAAGAUCAACUCACGUUGUUCACCAAGAUUGCCGAAAUGGAAAGCAUUCGAACCUUGAUUGUUUCCGACGGCUACGUGCCGCGGAAAGACCACGGAACCAUCCAUACCGCGUCCUUGCUGGAGGCUUUACCACGGGCACGCAACCUGACCAUUCUGGAUGUUCAGCGAUUGGAAUUGGCGGAUGCGGAUCAAGUACAGGACCUGGCGGAUGUUUUUGAAACUAUGCAGGAAAGCUUGGAAGAAGUUCGCAUCACCGGUCUGCAUUUGAGGACGGCUGUGUCUCUCGAUCCUGUCUUGACCGCAUGGAUUGACAUGAGCAACUUACGAGCGCUGGCGUUAUCGACGCAUCCCGAAACAAAGGUGACGGAUAGUAAUUCCAUGAUGAGCCAAAAUGCUUUAAAGGCGCUUUUACAGGAUUCGACUACACUACAAGAUUUGACGCUCCGUUCCAUGCACUUGAACGAUGAUCAGUGUCAGACAAUUGCCGGUGCACUCAACACGAAUAGCUUCUUGACAAGUCUAGAUAUUCGACAAAAUCCCAACAUUGGCGAAGACGGCUACAAUUCUAUUCUGGAAGCGCUAGAGCACAAUCAUGGGCUGUGGUGUUCAGUCAUGGUAGAUUCUCACCGCUUCCAGGGGCUGUUCAACUUACUUAUUGAACUCAACCAAGCUGGUCGCGGAGACUUGUUGCGAUCCCCAUCCCUGGCCAAACUCGGCACCUUUAUGGGCGAACUGCACGACCCGACGGCGCUCUGGUUCUUUUUGCGCAUCCAUGACACAAUCCGGGAUCCACUCGUUGCUUUUUUGCAGUGGAAGUCGCAUAUCGUUCGGUCCAAGCAGGGCGGGAAUACCGAGGAUGAGACGACCAUUCAGCAGUGGCCCGCAAAACGCGCUCGAACAGAAGCUUCGUAGCGGGUGCUAUGCGCUGUAACCAUCCCCAGUUGACAACUC